Molecule: messenger RNA, 701 nt
Organism: Nelumbo nucifera (sacred lotus)
Lineage: Eukaryota; Viridiplantae; Streptophyta; Magnoliopsida; Proteales; Nelumbonaceae
Source: RefSeq, a predicted model, not a curated record
CUUUACACAUUGCAGGCCACCACUGACCACCAGUCCACGACCAUCCUCUAGCGUAUAAAUACGUCUCCAUGGCAGCUCAAGCUCAUCAUCAGCGAUUUUUGUAGCCCAUUUUCCUCUCAUAAUAUUGCUCCAUGGUGUCUGUAUUCUAGUUCUAGUUAGCAAUUUUAAUUAAUUAAUUUGACGUGGUGUUGGGUGGGUGAUGGAUAAGGUAAGGACACUAACUUCAGAGAAGCCAGUGGUGAUCUUCAGUAAGAGCUCUUACUGCAUCUGUCAUUCCAUCAGGACUCUCUUCAGUGACUAUGGCGCCAGCCCCACUGUUUAUGAGCUCGAUCAUCUGGGUGAUGCCGAGGGAAGGGAAAUUGAGAGAGCUCUCCUGCAGCUGGGAUGUAAGCCAUCGGUACCGGCGGUGUUCAUCGGCGGCAAGCUGAUUGGUGGAGCCAAGGACGUCAUGACCCGCAAACUGGACGGCUCUCUGAAAGAACUACUCAUACAUGCUGGAUUUAUUUUUCUUUGAAGGACUCAUAAUUAAGUACCAUCACUACUUGCGUACAGAUUUCCUUUUUUUUUUUUCUUUUUUGGCUCUAAAUAAAGCAAUUUACAUGUUGUUUGGGAAUGGCUUUUUUAGUCAAGUCCUUUACAUGUAACUACUCAUACUUACAUGUUCAUGUCAAUAAAUCUCAGACAGAAAGACCUUUUAAUUC